CAGUAUGGAAGCUACUACCAAUAUAAUAAUACUGGUACUAGCUCGAAAAACUCCUCCGUUACCAAUGAUAAUACUAGUGCUAGCUCGAGAAACUCCUCCAUGACCGAUAAUAAGAUGAUAAGAUUGUUUAGCUAUUAUUUCAAUAAGAUGAUAAGAUUGUUUUGCUAUUAUUUCAAAAUACCUAAGGCGUGCUGCUUUCUUGAAGGUGUUAUCAUCAGCCUUAACCUAGUUGAGUACGGUGUGUUGGUAGUGUUGAUGUCAUAUCUCACAAGUGAACUCGGUUACUCACUCAGAGGCGCUGUAGCGAUCGUGAACGUUUUUUCCUUCAUCAGUGGGUUACUGGCCAUAGUUGCAGAGUUUUGUAUAUUAAGGGUUGGAUGUUACAUUAUGGUGCUGGUCAACUCUAUUUCCUAUACUCUGGCGUUAGUGGUUCUUUUUAUUAAUUUCGAAAAUCGCGGGUCGUUAUCCUUACACGGAGCAUUGUUUCUACUAGCAGUAGGCCACGGCGUCUCUCUCGACAUGUAAUGAAGAAUUCAUGAGAGCUCAAAUGAAGAAAGCCAGCCAAGUUUCUAACAGAGACGAUGAAAAGAGAGACGAUAUUCGUUCUGCAAUUUCUACUAUGAAAAUCAAGAUUUUAAGUGUUGCCUUGUCUAAUUUGUUACUAAAUGCAGGAUUUUGGGAAGAUCAGUUUCUGAUAAGUAUAUUCAUCCUGUCCUUCACAACAUUCUGUCUGCUUGCUUGGAAAGUUGUACCUAUCAUAACCUCCACUAUUUGUAGUUCGUCGCAAUCCCCACAGGAUGAGGGUGGAAACAUGGAAAUAGCAUUGACCAGUAGUCAGUUACAAUCCCCACAGGAUGAGGAACAUCAUCCGAAAGAAGGAAACAUGGUAACAGCAUUGGGAAGUAAUCAGAAGAUUGGGUCAGUGAGAACUAGUCUCAGAAGCGCGGCUCCAAUAUGUUUCACAUUCCUCAUGUAUGGUAUAGUUUUCUCAACAGGGGAUACUUUCUUUCAGGACCAAGCAGGAUCUGUGGACACGUCUAGUAUGGGCGGUGAUUUUGUGUCUGUUCAGAUGUUACAGAUUAUAUCAAGAACUUCAAGAUUCAUUAUUAAUCAUCUGGUUUGUUAUUUUUUGUCUAAAAGAUCAAGAACUGGAACACUUGCAAUUUUGAUUAGAAUGGGGUUGGGAUGUUCUUUACUAUUGUUACUUGUACAAUUGCUCAGUGGACAGAGGUUGUGAGAUUGACUGCUAUCAAGAACCAAAAUACGUUCAAAGGCCCUGAUGAUAAAAUCGCUCGUGCUGAAAUUGGAGUUUACUUAUUCAUUCCUCAGUUUAUUGCACUGGGUUUCGUUACUGGGUUAGCAGGGGAACGACUCGAAGUUUUCUUCGAAAACGAAUAUUCAGGUUGGAUCAAGCAUUGUGCAGCGACUAUUACCGAAGCUUUGACUGGAACAGGAGCCCUUCUCACUGUAGUCUUAGUUUUGACUCUAGAUAUGAGUCGUAUUGAUGUCUUUUAUCACAUUCUAGUCAUAAUGUGUCUACUUAAUUUUAUCCCACUCUAUUCUGUGGCCUCAACUUGUUAUUACAGAAACAUCAAGAUACGGGAGUUUUGUUUGAUGGAUGUAACAAUUAACCUGAGACACUUUAUAAAUUAUACCGGAAC
Molecule: messenger RNA, 1661 nt
Organism: Papaver somniferum (opium poppy)
Lineage: Eukaryota; Viridiplantae; Streptophyta; Magnoliopsida; Ranunculales; Papaveraceae
Exons: 3
Coding region: 536-1237 (233 amino acids)
Source: RefSeq, a predicted model, not a curated record